Elaeis guineensis (African oil palm) is the source of this 1772-nucleotide messenger RNA. RefSeq lists its product as uncharacterized. NCBI's taxonomy places the organism in Eukaryota, Viridiplantae, Streptophyta, Magnoliopsida, Arecales, Arecaceae. The record is from RefSeq and is a predicted model, not a curated record. Gene Ontology annotation, molecular function: hydroxymethylglutaryl-CoA lyase activity. Gene Ontology annotation, biological process: L-leucine catabolic process; ketone body biosynthetic process.
AAAGGAACCGGAAAAGAAAGACAUCGGACCGCUCAGCUAACUUCCUUGGUCGACUCGUUUACGCCACCUUCCCUUCUCCCCAACCAACCCACCCAUUCAAACCCGUCCCAUCACCCAAAGGCUCCCUUUGCUUCCAAGAAAUUCGAAACAACUAGUCGGUCAAUUUCGUUCGGUCUUCUGAAUCCCUCAUUUGAAUUUGGGGGAAAAAAUUAAAACCCCUGAUCCCCUCUCUUGUAUUCCCAUUUGGAUCUAUCGGUUUGUUUGUAGAGCUCCUCUCGAUUUCAGUUCCAGAAUGUCCAGCUUAGAGGAGCCGAUAGGUCUCGACAACCUGCCAAACUUGACCUACGUUGGUAGGCUUCAAAGGUGCACUUCUAGUGGUUGCAGACCUAGACUUGAUGAAUCAGAAAUGGACAAUUGCUUGAACGAAGGCAGAGAAUGCAGCUCUUCUAACAGCUGCGAGGAAGAAUAUGCCUGGAGAAGGCAGCCAAAGAAUAAGUUUCGCAGAGAUCCCUUAAUUUUGAAGGCCUCACGUAGAAAUCGAAUGGUCUUUGACCGUGCUUGUGAUUUAUGGCAUAUGCAAGAUCAUUGCCAUAGUUCAUCUUGCAAUGACACAGAAAUAAGAGGCCUAGCAAACAAGUUUUUAAGAGGUCUGCCAAAAUUUGUAAAGAUAGUGGAAGUUGGUCCAAGAGAUGGUUUACAAAAUGAAAAGACCAUUGUACCCACGUCUGUCAAGGUUGAACUGAUACAGAAGUUGGUGUCCUCUGGAUUAUCUGUCAUAGAGGCUACAAGUUUUGUUUCUCCAAAAUGGGUACCACAGCUGGCAGAUGCAAAAGAUGUCAUGAAAGCAAUUCAAGAUGUAGAGGGUGCACAACUUCCUGUCUUAACUCCCAACCUUAAAGGAUUUGAGGCAGCUGUUGCAUCAGGUGCAAAGGAAGUAGCUAUUUUUGCAUCAGCUUCUGAGUCCUUCUCAUUGUCAAACAUCAAUUGUAGCAUAGAAGAGAGCCUUAACCGUUAUCGUGAUGUCACCCUCGCUGCAAGAAGACUUUCAAUUCCUGUUCGUGGGUAUGUGUCAUGUGUUAUUGGAUGUCCGGUAGAAGGAUCUGUGCCUCCAUCAAAGGUGGCAUAUGUGGCAAAAGAGCUUUAUGACAUGGGCUGCUAUGAGAUUUCACUUGGUGAUACAAUUGGAGUUGGUACUCCAGGCACCGUAAUUCCGAUGCUUGAAGCUGUCAUGUCUGUCAUUCCUGUAGAGAAGCUGGCUGUCCAUUUUCAUGAUACAUAUGGCCAGUCUCUCCCAAAUAUUAUGGUCUCACUCCAAAUGGGGAUCAGUACAGUGGAUUCGUCUGUUGCGGGGCUGGGAGGUUGCCCCUAUGCAAAGGGUGCUACAGGAAAUGUUGCUACUGAGGACGUUGUCUACAUGCUCCAUGGGCUGGGCAUAAAGACCAAUGUGGAUCUGAACAAACUAAUGGCUGCUGGUGACUUCAUCUGCAAGCAUUUGGAGCGUCAGUCUGGGUCGAAAACUGCCAUUGCUCUUAGCCGGAUUGCUGCAGAUGCAUCGAAGAUAUAAUGUAGAAUGGUACAGGAGGAUCCAUCAGUUAUCUAAUUUAACCUCGGGCAAGUAGAUUAUGAAUAUGGUCUCUAUGUUCUUCGUAAAAUAAAGUCAAGUCCUCUCAUGGGCAAGCAAUCUUUAUGUACCAUGUUAUGUAUACAAAUUAAAAUAAAUGCAACUCGAGAUUUGAAGGUUCCUGUUGUUGAUAGCAGGAUACAUCUACGCA